AUGGCCCAUAACAAUAACUCCACUCAAUCCACCACCGCUCCAACAACGGAUGCGUCCGUUGACGACGCUCGACCAUGCAUCAGCAAUGAGGAACUCUCAAAGCAGGUCGCCUUUCUCACAUCCAAAUUACAAGAGGUGUUGUGUUUGUGGCGCAACGGUCCAGCCCCAUCUCAACCAAUAGGCGAACUUGCGUCUAGUUUACUAGAGAAAUACCAUAUAGAGAUCCUUCUACCAAUAAAAAAACUUAUACAUUCAUAUGUGUGGCCCGCUCCUGGCGAUGAUACAGGUAAAAAUCGGCUCCAAUUACGUCAUCUCCUUGAUGAAGGCCAAGAUUUGAAAAAGGAGUUCAACGCUGUGUUUGACGCAGAGUAUUAUCAAGCAUUGCUAGUCAUCGAUUUAUGGGAGUUAGGAAUGGAACGAAUGCUGGCAUCUUUGUCGAUAUUAUAUGAAUCUUUGAUAGAAUUUCGACGGAGGAAGAAUGAUAAUAAUGUGUGA
Messenger RNA from Sclerotinia sclerotiorum 1980 UF-70, 495 nucleotides. RefSeq lists its product with no specific name. The record is from RefSeq and is a predicted model, not a curated record. The transcript has a single exon. NCBI's taxonomy places the organism in Eukaryota, Fungi, Ascomycota, Leotiomycetes, Helotiales, Sclerotiniaceae. Bases 1 to 495 code for a protein of 164 amino acids.